GUCUGGAAAGGUAAUCCAAUGUUCAGCCUCCCAUACGUACAAAGUUACUAAGCUGUAAUAACUCCAAGACUUGGGGUGCUCAGAUCAUGCGUCAAGAUUGGGCUGAAGAAGCAAGAGCAGGUUUCAAGCAGUCCAAACUAGCAAAUCAAUGUAAUUAUCGGUAUAAAAUAUACGCUGAAGGAUAUGCAUGGUCAUUGAGUUUAAAAUAUAUAAUCGCAUGUGAUUCUCUUUCACUAAUAAUACAUCCACGGUACAAGGAUUUCCUCAACCGGGGUCUUAUGCUGAGAAAAAACUAUUGGCCCAUUAGUCCCACCAACCUUUGUCCAUCUAUCAAGUUUGCUAUUGACUGGGGCGAUGAGCAUCCAUUGGAGGUACCCUCUUCCCUCCUCUCCAACCUUCAACAUAUUCUUCUUCAUCCUGCCUUAUCACGUUUUUGAGGGAUGUUAGGCUAUGUGGCAGGCUCCAUUUCCAUCACUUGUUCCCACUUGAAUGGGAAAUGCUCAAUUGGUCACUUGUUUCACUUUUUGAAUAAAUAAUGUCAACCCCUCUUAACUCAUUAGCAUAUGUUUGAUCUUAUUGUUGGGCAUAACCGAUGCCUUUAUUGAGGGAUUUAUAAACCAGUUGGCACCAUCAUCAUCCUAGCCUUGUUCCAACUGCUACUUGGGUCAGCUUUAUAAAUCCCAUUUUUGUCAAAAAUUACAAAGGCCUCAUCUUCUGUUAUGGUAAAAGAAAGAAGGAAGAAGAAGAAGAAGAAGAAGAAGAAGAAGAAGAAGAAGAAGAAAAUGAAAAAAGACUGCGCUAGCAUAAUUAUGUGUAGUCAUACAGAGGGUGUACCUACAACCGAGCACCACAUGGGUGAGAAUGUGCAUCAGAUCCACUCCGUCCGCCAGGUGCACCACCACAUUUUCAUUGUGGAUCCUUAAAAUAAGUCCAAUACAAGACUUAGGUUGGCCAAGUCAUAGGGGAUGGUGUAAAAUCAUCCCUAAAAACUCUAAAUUCAUUUGGUGUGGCCCACGUGAGUGUUGGAAUGUCCUGAAUUUUAACAGUGGGGUCUCCCAUCUCCACUGUUCCCCAUGGUGUAGCCCACCUGAGUUUUGAAUCAACCUGAUAUUUGGGCCCUGGUGAAAACACAGGGUGGGUGGCGAACCUGAUAGGGUGAGAAGGAAACUUGUUGGUCUUUUCUGUUAUGCAUCAUCUCAAACAAAAAUGCAUUUACUUGAUACAUUAGUCUGGGUAUCAACCUUGCCACUGUAGAUGUUGCCAUUCUCUAUGAAAGUGAUUGGUACAUUUUCCAUUCUGCUUUGCUAGUAGCAUUUUAAUGGGAAAAAGAAGGAAGCUGUUAUUGCAACUUAUAGCAAAAAAGAAGGAAAUGAUAGCCAUCGAUGGUUACGAAAUUAUAUCAGGUUUUUUUUUCUUCAAAUCAAUGGUUACUUUCCUUUUGUGCACUCAUUUCUAAACUGAUAGCCAUCGAUGCAGACCUGUCACCACAUGUAGGAGUAGUACUUGGGCUUCAUGCACUCAUUUGUAGCCUGGUUCAUCAAAUCAUUUGUGUAACUGAUUGACUUUUCCUUAUUGCAACAAAACCUAGACUUUUGUAACUAAUGCACAUGCUUGUGAAGUGAUGCAGAUCGAUGGAUGGUUGUGAAGUGAUUCAUUGACUUAUUUUGUGAUUGCAGUGAUGGGUUGCAGGUUUUUGUGAAGUGAUGCACAUUAAUGGUUUUUCUUUUCUUCCACAUCAAUGGUUACUUUUCUUUCUUGCACUCAUUUGUAAACUGAUUCAUGCACUCAUGUGAACUGGAUUGUAUCAUGUGAUUGCAGCAGAUCCUAAUUUAAUUUGUCAACUGAU
Molecule: messenger RNA, 1846 nt
Organism: Magnolia sinica
Lineage: Eukaryota; Viridiplantae; Streptophyta; Magnoliopsida; Magnoliales; Magnoliaceae
Exons: 3
Coding region: 87-437 (116 amino acids)
Source: RefSeq, a predicted model, not a curated record